CACCGGCUGUCGGCUUUACAUCUGGACCGCCUGCCUAGUGUCAUCUGCGGCCUGUUCGGACGGUGCUCUCCCUGAACUUGUGUGUGUGUGUGUGUACCAGGGGAACCGGCUGAGUUCGCCUCGGAUGGUGUCGUGUUAGGGAGGAGAGGCUGACUAUUUGGCCCGGACUAGAUCGGUGAUCCACCGUAGUCAGCUGGACCCGCUGACUGCUCAAGGAAUAAACAAUAAAGACGCUCAUCCAGCGCAAAGUAUGGAUUUUGCGUAGCGAAAGUCGCGCAUCUUUAAAGGCGACGCUAGGGUGACAUUGCAGUCUUCUCGCCACAUCGCCCAUUUCGUCGUCCGACAAAAAAGAAAAGCGUGAAAGUGGAGGAUCGUCCGUCGUACGUAUCGGCGCAGUGGGAUUUGUACGUCUGGUCGGCGUUCCCCCCCACCCUUCCCGCGGUGACGGUUAUGGGUCGGAAGCGGUGUGUCGGUGCAGAUUGUUCCAAGAUGGCGGCCGGGUGCUGCGGGGUGAAGAAGCAGAAACUGUCGGGAUCGCCUGGGUCUGGGGGUCCUGGCGGGGUGGGGGCGGGAAGCGGGGUGCCAGGAACCGGACAUUGUGGCUCGGAGCUGGGGAUUGGCUCCUCCGCGACCGUUACAGCGGCGGCGAACGUGAGCAGAUCCAACGGCCUGGGGGGACCCGGGGGUAUCGUUAGUGGCAGCGGUAGUAGUGGUGGUAGCAGCGGCACGAACGCUCUGUCCCCAGCCCCGGCCGGUUACUCUUCAUCCGGCCUCUCCCCGAAUCUCAGCCCGGGACCCGGCUCGGGAAGUGGAGGCAGAAAGAUGGUGGUCUCGGCGGAGAUGUGCUGCUUCUGUUUUGACGUGCUUUAUUGCCAUCUGUACGGAUACCAACCUCCGAGAACACCCAGGUUUACAAAUGAUCCCUACCCGCUGUUUGUCACAUGGAAAAUAGGCAGAGACAAGCGGUUGCGGGGUUGUAUAGGUACCUUUUCUGCCAUGAAUCUGCACUCAGGACUCAGGGAGUACACCCUUACCAGUGCCCUUAAAGACAGCCGCUUCCCCCCUAUGACAAGGGAUGAGCUGCCUCGCCUCUUCUGCUCAGUGUCUCUUCUCACCAACUUUGAAGACGUCGGUGAUUACCUUGACUGGGAGGUGGGCGUUCAUGGUAUUAGGAUAGAAUUUUUCAAUGAAAAAGGAUCAAAGCGCACCGCCACUUACCUACCAGAGGUUGCGAAGGAGCAAGGUUGGGACCACAUUCAAACCAUAGAUUCCUUACUACGAAAGGGAGGUUAUAAAGCUCCCAUCACAAAUGACUUCAGGAAGACCAUUAAGUUAACCAGGUACCGUAGCGAGAAGUUGACAAUGGGUUAUGCAGAGUACAUCGCCCACCGUCAGCACCAUCACUACCAGAAUGGCAUUGGGCACCCUCUACCACCGUACAACCAUUAUUCCUGACAGCGAGCCGCAUGACCAAUCAUUGGACCUCUCCGCGGACCUUUUCCCAGGAGAGCCCGCCCCCUCCUGGUCUAGCUAUUUCUACUACUGUACCAUUUUAUGAUGAUAGUUUCCGUUGCCAUGCUGGCCGUCUCCCAGACGUUGACAUGGCAACGGGUGGCAACGAAGCAUCAUUUGAUUCUGGCAAGAAAUUCACUUUCUCUCUUUCUUUGCCUGUGGUUAAGUUUUUGCAGCAUAUGUAUCCUUAUAACUAUAACCCCCUUUACUCAUACGUUUGAAAAUUAACAACUAAUAGAUUUUUAUUAAUCUUUUCAGCAAACCUAAUCAGGUGUUUGAUUCUGUGGAUGGAAGGAAGUCUCUUUAGUAGAUUAGUCUAACACUUAUAUUGUUUAGGCUUUGCUACAGGUCUACAUUAACUAAAAAAUCUUUAGUUCUCCCAUUUUCUUUCUUGAUAUCCUGACAUGUAUAACCAUGUAGCAAGGCAACUGCAGUUCUCAAAGGCUGUGUCAUCUCUGUCCUGAUUCCUCUCAAAAAAAAAAAAUGAUUGACUGCGGAGGUUAUUGGAGCCUUGUAAACUCUUAGCGUUGUAGUUGGAACUAUUUAUUGGGAACUGUGUACUCCAAAGUAUAAAUAGUAGAAUAGUAAUGCCCUUUGACUGGCCAUUGCUGGUUGUGUUUGUUGUGCGAGCUGUGUGUAUUCUCGGUGUGUGGAUAAGGACGUUGAUCUGCCACGAGAACGAACGAAAUUUCGAAUUUUUAUUUUUAAAAACUCCCCGCCGUUUUUCUUUCGGAAACCUUUCCCCUUGAGUGUUUGUCGUGUUUUUUGUGGUGGAACCUGUAAACUUGCGACGACGUUCCCUCUUUUUCAAAUUACAGUAAUCGCGGAGGAAGCCAUUUGUCUGAGGAUAAUCACAUCCUUGCUGGUGAUUUGUUAUGUAAAAUGGGCUACAAGUGGGGUCUGCUCUCCCGGCAGUGGAGAGGGGCGACCAGGUGUAAUUACAUGUCCCUAAAAGAAGAAGAAAAAAAUAAAAAAGACAACGCAUGAACGAUGCUUCAGUUAAAAUUGACCGUCUGUUGGUGUCUGAGUUUACUGGCAGGGAGUCACUUUAACAGGGACAUGCUAUAUCUACUUAAAGCCAUAUUCUCUUUUUAUUCCACACUUUGUAAGAGUAGUCUGUUGUUUGGCUUGAUGCAUUUGCAUUCUGUGCCACUGAAGCUGGUCACUGUUCCACCUCCGAAUGCAAACGUAUACCAACCAGCCUCAGGCAAGGCCGCAUCACGAAAAGACACAACGUCGACUCAGCGGUUUCAGUCAUUUGUCAGGUGUCGUGUGUAGUGCCCGUGUCGUCAUGGAAACACUGUCUUGCCUUUUCAGACUAUAGAUAACCAUUGUCACUCGUCUGUGAAGUACGUUAUAUUAAAAAUUGUCUUUUUUUUUUUUUUUUUUUUAUGAAGACACUUGACGCACAAAAGGAAGUGAGCUAAUUAACGUGUGUGUCGUUUAGUAGUGCAUGUCUUUGUGGAGCUGCCACGACGCAGCCAGUUUUAGUUUGUUGAAACCGCACUACCACCUGUUCUCCGAUUAGUCCGCUGUUCAGCAGGGUCCCUUUGAUCUGUGUGUCCACGGCACAGGACAUAUUUUGAUUUGUGGUGUGUUUAGUCAGCUGUUGGGCAGCCGAUCGGAGCAAACACGGCUGAAUUAGUCGGAGUUGAAUCUCUGCAGGGGGCCUGGCGUCUUACAGUUGAGGUCUACGAAUAAUAAAAAAAAAAAAAAAAUGCCAGGGCUUUUUACAAAGGACUUAAGAAGCCAUUUCCCAUCCAAA
Pleuronectes platessa (European plaice) is the source of this 3277-nucleotide messenger RNA. It is a transcript of the gene ammecr1, whose product is annotated as AMMECR nuclear protein 1. The transcript is spliced from 6 exons. NCBI's taxonomy places the organism in Eukaryota, Metazoa, Chordata, Actinopteri, Pleuronectiformes, Pleuronectidae. Bases 451 to 1455 code for a protein of 334 amino acids. The record is from RefSeq and is a predicted model, not a curated record.